UGGUUAGAAAUACAUAUAUCAUGUGAACAUCCUUCUGUCUUUACAAAAGCUUGCAAGCGAGACAAUCCUACGGAAGGUACGCACCACGUAACCUUACAGCUUGGAUAGAGAAGAGAGAGCGAAUACAGUUAACCCAGAAAAUUAAAGAAAACCCAAAAACAAGACGUUCAUUCCCAAUUUCAGAGGCCAACUUAAAGUAGAUAAACACACCCGUUAAUUAUUAUUAGUGAUUUCUUUCCUUUGUGUGAUCAUUUUUCUGGGUCUAUAAAAACCCAGAUUUUUGAUCCACAAUUGGGUGUUUUUUUUGAGAGAAAUUUUGUGGGGUUUUAUUUAAUUGAUUGAUUAUACUCAUGGUGAGGUCAGAAAUUAAUAGUGAUCAAGCAAUUGAUUUGAAUGUUGAACCUGAGGAAUCAUGUAUUUCUUGUUCAAUUUGUCUUGAUUUGGUCACCAAUGGUGGGGAAAGAUCCAGUGCUAAACUUAAAUGUGGCCAUGAAUUUCAUCUAGACUGCAUUGGUUCUGCAUUCAACAUGAAGGGAAUGAUGCAAUGCCCAAACUGCCGGGAAAUUGAGAAUGGUCGAUGGUUAUAUGCUAGUGGCUCCACCAAUUCAUCCCCAGAACCAGGAAUGAAUGAUGUGAAUGUGGAUAACUAUCCUUUUUACUUCACCUUUGCUGAAAUGCCUUAUAGAGUUCACAUUUGUCCAUUUCGUGGAUUCACUCAAGUUCAUCCAUCUUCUCAGUCAAGCCUUGGUGUUAUGAGCACAUUAGCUCCGAUGGUGACUCAUCAGCAUCCUGGAGCAGGCAGUCCUCAUCCUCACCCUCACCCUCCUCCUCACCCGCACCCUCACCCUCAUGGAUGGGUCUUUCAGCAUUCUUCUUAUCUGCAUCCCAAUCAAGCCUCUGGUCUGCCCAUGCCCAUUAGUAGCAAUGCUGGAAGAUUCGACACCCAAAGAAGCAUGCCUAGAUAUGUGCCUUCAGGACUAGGAUAUGAGCCUAAUCCCAAUUUCUCGCAUUAUCCAGAAGGUUCUCCCCCUAAUUAUUCCCAUCCUUGGAGCAUAGAUAAUGUUCCUCAUUUUCCAUUGCCAUAAUAGAUUAUAUGUAUAUAUAAAAAUUCUCGUCUCAAGCUCGGCAUGAAUUCUGGUGACAAAUAUGGUCUUUGGUGGAUUUUGCUAUGAUCUAUUGUCGAUAUGCGUAGAUCAUGAAUGCUGAUGACCCUUUUGUGGCUUUUUAAUCAUGAGCUGAACUGUUGUAAAUCUGGAACAUGAUCAAUUUACCCCAUGAUUUUGUACAUUUUGUUGGAAGUUAUUAUGAUCAUGCUGGAUGAAAACUGAAAAGUAAGUAAAGUCCACUCUGUUGGCAAUUGUAUUAAAUGAGGAAUGCUCAUCAGAAACAGGACUUAAUUAUCUUGAUGAAGAAGGAAAGUAAGUUUGAAUGAGAUGAAAAGUGUGAACAAGUCUUUCAAGCUCUUAAA
This is a messenger RNA of Chenopodium quinoa (quinoa), 1468 nucleotides long. Its product is annotated as E3 ubiquitin-protein ligase RFI2-like. Bases 351 to 1085 code for a protein of 244 amino acids. Gene Ontology annotation, molecular function: ubiquitin-protein transferase activity. The transcript has 4 exons. NCBI's taxonomy places the organism in Eukaryota, Viridiplantae, Streptophyta, Magnoliopsida, Caryophyllales, Amaranthaceae. The record is from RefSeq and is a predicted model, not a curated record.